CAGCCACUCCCUCACUGUGCUUGCUGCUGAGGCUGGCCGCCUCUCCAAGAACAUAAUCAACCAUGGCUUCGUUCUGUCUGAUUUUGGGGACAUGAACGAAGUCAGGAAGGUUCUUCAGGACCUCACUACGGAGAGGCAGCUUUACCAGGAGGCUGCUGAGCGCCGGGAGGCUGCUGCCAAGGCCAAUGAGGAGGAGGCUAAGCGGAGGGAAGCCCAGGCGGAGGCCAUGAUCCGGGAUGAGGCCCUGCGGAAAGAUAGGCUGGAGGCCAAGCAUCAAGAGGAGCUGAGGGCGGAAGGUGAGGCCACUGCAAAGGCCAAGCGGGAGCUCCGGGAGGCCAGGGAAGCCUUGGACGAGAUGGUUGCCAAGGUGAGAUCCUUAGAGGAAACUCACCAAGCAAACUUAGAGUCCAGGGCCACUCUAGCCGCGGAGCUGAAGGAGCUCAGGGACUUCAAGGAACAAGCCUCCAAUAAGGCAAAAAGAGCCAAGCUUCUUUCUCCCGUUUCCUGCGGCCGGUGCCCUAAGCGCUUCGAUGAUGGAGUCUUCAUGGCUUGGUCUACCAACGACCAAAAUAUCAAGCUUACCUUCUACCCCAAACCUGAGGAGAAGAUCGCCAAAUUCUGGGAGAAGAAGAAGAAGCUUGAUGCCAUGGUAGAGGCACGCAUCGGACCUCGCCUUCCUCCGCGCAUUGACUAGGCCGCUCGAGAUUAACACAGUACAACCAGGAUUUCCCCCACUUCUCUUAUUAUUUAUUUUUUCUUUUUAUAUAUAUUUGUUUACAUACAACUACUUUGAGACAAUACAUUUAUGUAGCUGUUUUUUAUUUAAAGGGGAGAGAGUUUCUAAGGCCUGUCCCCGGGCCAUUUGUAUAUAUUUUGACCUGCCCUUUGGGCUAGGAUGUUUAUAUGUGAUCUCUUUUGACGCA
Molecule: messenger RNA, 923 nt
Organism: Cannabis sativa
Lineage: Eukaryota; Viridiplantae; Streptophyta; Magnoliopsida; Rosales; Cannabaceae
Product: stress response protein nst1-like
Exons: 2
Coding region: 92-694 (200 amino acids)
Source: RefSeq, a predicted model, not a curated record